GGGCUAUGGAACAAAGGCUGAGUGAAUGGCCGAAACCAACACAAACAGCAACAAAUUCACCGAUACAUCAAAACCAGCAUCAACAACAAGCCACUGCAACAGCACUUGCCGCUACACAACAAUCCACAAGUCUUCCCUCGACUGAUGCUGAAAAGACUAUAACUUCCCUUGAAAUUCAAGUUGAAGAACAACGUCAAUUGCGUUUGCACGACGCACGGCAAAUAGAAGCCAAAGCAGCUAAAAUAAAAGAGUGGGUCACCAACAAGUUACGAGAACUUGAAGAGCAAAACCAACUGCUGCGGGAACAGAAUCUCAAGUGUAAUCAACAAUUAGAACUGCUGAAAAAUCACAUAGCGAAUCAACCCAAUCGUCAUAGCAGUGUAGGGCCACAUCCAGUACGUAACAGCUUAAGUUUGGAUGUUCAAGAUUUUGCAGACACUGCAGAGUCCCGUAGACGUAGUGAAAGUUUAGAUCCACAAGAAAUUAUACAUCGACCACUAACCUCUUCAUAUCCACAUCAUCAGCAUCGACGAAAUUUAUCAAUGGAGCCACAAGAGUUAGAACGAAACUUAGUAGCAGCCGUAGAUGGGCUGACACUAGUGCCCUUAUCGAGCAUAUCAAAAGCGAGCACCAACAACAGACCUGAUAGCUCUGACACUGAUACUGCGCAUGAUUAUGCGGAAAUAUAUACACCAUCUUGCGAACAAAUGCCAACAUGGAUGAAGAAUAAUACAACAUUAAUGGCAAGUGGAGGCACAUCCAGCACAACAACUACAACAAGUGAUCUGGGUGUUCCUCGACCACCAACUCCACCACUUCAUCGAUUUCCUAGUUGGGAAGCAAAAAUCUAUCAAGUCGCUAAUGAUGGACUAGCUGGCAGUGCGGAGGAUGGUGUUGGCCAAGUCGAUACGCAGCCACCAGAUAUACAAGAAUCAGCAAGUGGUGCUGCUUCGGUAGGCAGUACAAGCGCAACGAACACCUUAGCUAAUGGCAGUGGUCAUAAUUUGAACCGUGGUACAACCAGCAAUAAUGGCACAUUGGGCAGCAGUAGUGCUGGCAGUGUCGGUGGUGGUACGCCACAAUUACCAAGCAGACAACAACAAACUGCAAGUGGUGGUUUCUGUGAUAUAUCUGUGCCCGUUUAUGCUACUGUAAAGGGGCGCGCCUCGCAAAUACGUUCCAUGCCAUUUACCGGUGACUCCAGUGACGAUUCAAGCGAUGGUGAAGAUCAUGCCGUUAUGUUAACGCACAACUCACACAAUUCAUCAAGUACCGAUAACACUGAAACCUCAACCGGUAGUGCUUCAAGUCCUUCAAAAAGUCUGAAAACAUCUUCCAGCUUAAGUCCAGCUAAACGCAGCGGUUCCGAAAGUCCUAAAAAUAAUAAGACACGUGUUCACCACACGAACAAUACACAAGCAUCACAAGUACACACCUUACCCGUACCACACACUCAAAUACCUACCAACAAUCAUCUACGUAUCCCCCACAAACGUGGAACAGUAAUUUCAGAUAUUUCAUUUGAAUCAGGCCUCUCUGAUGAUUAUGCAUUACCACCAGAUGCAGUUUCCGAAUCCACAUGUAUGGAUGCGUCUAUGCCAUCUUUACUAAUGCGCCAAUCUUAUGUAGAUUCUCCCAGUAAAAAAAUUGAAUCAUUGGAAAAGGUUGGACAUCUAGCAAAAUUAGGUGGCAAGUUAAAAACAUGGCGUAAACGUUGGUUUGUACUUAAAAAUGGUACUUUGACCUAUUGGAAGAGUCAGCACGACAUAAAUCGUAAGCCACAAGGCCAGAUAAUGUUGGACGAAGCAUGCCGCAUAAACCGUGCUGAAGGUGCUUCCACUUUUGAAAUAGAUACGGGAAAAAAGGUCUACUAUCUUACUGCUGAUUCCAAUGCUACAAUGGAUGAUUGGAUACGUGUGCUGCAAAAUGUACAACGUCGUAAUGCUACAAAAUUAUUACUCAGUCGUGAUGACCAAAAGCCAACUGUACAAGGUUGGGUGACAAAAGUGAAAAAUGGACAUGCGAAAAAAUGCUGGUGCGUCUUAUUAGGGAAAAUGUUUUUGUAUUUUAAAGCACCAGGAGAAACGAAUCCAAUUGGUCAGAUAAACAUGAGGGAUGCACGUGUAGAAGAGGUAGAACAUGUGUCUGACUCUGAUUCAGAGGAACGUGAAGAUCCUGCUCAAAGCCAAGCAAGAUUAACUGUUGCUAUUUAUCCUGCGCAUCAAGGUCCUACGUAUCUUAUAUUACCUGGUAAACAGGAACGUGAUAAUUGGCUGUAUCACUUGACGGUAGUGUCAGGUGGAGGUCCCAGUGCUGGUACACAGUAUGAACAACUUGUACAAAAGCUUAUGGAGACCGAUGGAGAUCCAAGUAAGAUAUUGAAAUAUUUUAAAAUAUUUUUUUUAUAUUGUAUAGGUAUAUUCUAA
Messenger RNA from Teleopsis dalmanni, 2426 nucleotides. RefSeq lists its product as uncharacterized. Bases 6 to 2426 code for a protein of 806 amino acids. The record is from RefSeq and is a predicted model, not a curated record. The transcript has 5 exons. NCBI's taxonomy places the organism in Eukaryota, Metazoa, Arthropoda, Insecta, Diptera, Diopsidae.